Lactuca virosa is the source of this 1300-nucleotide messenger RNA. The record is from the annotation of a GenBank genome assembly. NCBI's taxonomy places the organism in Eukaryota, Viridiplantae, Streptophyta, Magnoliopsida, Asterales, Asteraceae.
CAACACAUUAGAAAUGUGUAGAUCUAGGUAUCAAGAGUUUACGACACGUUACAUGAUCGAAGAAGAUUGCCUAUAAAACCGAUAGAGAUAACACAAGGUGACAUCGAUCCAAUCUCCUGACCCACAACACAACAACGCAACCACCAUGGUCAAAGCAAUUAGAGUCCAUGAGCAUGGUGGCCCUGAGGUGUUGACAUGGGAAGAUGUUGAAGUCCCAGAUCCAAAAGAGGGAGAAAUAAGGUUGAAGCAAAAGGCAAUUGGUAUAAAUUUCUUGGAUGUGUAUAUGCGUCGAGGGCACUACCCUCAACCUGUACCGUUUACUCCAGGUAUGGAAGGAGCCGGAGUUGUAACAGCUGUCGGUGCCGGAGUAACCAGCUGCAAAGUUGGAGAUGUUGUGGCUUACGCUAGUGGGCAGGUGGGUUCUUAUGCCGAAGAGAGAAUACUCCCCGCAGAUCAAGCGGUGCCUGUUCCUUCUUCUGUUGAUCCCGUUGAAGCAGCUGCCGUCAUUUUUAAAGGACUCACCGCAUAUGUCAUGAUCCAUCGAGCCUUUAAGGUUGAACCUGGACAUACAAUCCUCGUACAUGCGGCGGCAGGUGGAGUCGGAUAUCUGAUAUGUCAAUGGGCAAGUGCGAUUGGAGCCACCGUCAUCGGAACAGUGUCUACCAAGGAGAAGGCUGUGCAGGCGAAAGAAGAUGGAUGUGAGCAUGUGAUUCUUUACAAAGAUGAGGACUUUGUGGAACGUGUGAUGGAGAUAACAUCAGGCAAAGGGGUGGAUGUAGUCUUCGAUGCCGUUGGGAAAGACACCUUCAAUGGAUCAUUGGAGUGCUUAAAAACACGAGGAUACAUGGUGGUUUAUGGGACUGCAUCAGGUGAACCAGAGCCGAUAAGUGUGACUAAACUAGCACCCAGAUCCAUCUAUCUUACAUUUGCAUCACUCGGGGAAUACAUCGGAGGUAAUCGAGAACGUCUGCUUAUAGCUGCUGAAGCCUUGUAUUCUAAUGUUGCAAAGGGAGUAUUGAAGGUUCGUGUUAAUCAUAAGUAUCCUCUGUCUCAAGCAACCCAAGCUCACAUUGCUCUUGAGAGUCGAAAAACAACGGGUUCGGUUGUGUUGAUCCCAGACGAGGAGUGAUUCCCUUCAUGUUUUCUGUUUUAGAUUUAUUUACUUUUUGUUAUUUCCAUGUAAUUCUCUUGUGCAUUAAAGUAAAGUGGUACGAAUAAUUGGCCCAAUAAGGUUUUCCACCGUCUAAUAUUUAUAUAUAUUUAUAUUUUAGUGGUAUGGAUACUUUAUCAUCAUUAUACU